AUCUUAAACCCACUCAAAUUCCUUCAUACCAAUACCAAGCCCUCAAACUUGCACCAAAAUUUCAAAGUUAGAAACAGAAAACAACCCAAGAGAGAGUAAUGGCUUCAAGCUCAGCAGUUACAAUGGCUAUGCCAUUGCCCAAUGCCACCACCAAAAAGAGGGUGGUUCAAUCCUCAGAGGCCUUCUACAAGCCACUACCCCUCCGGCCCUCAAAGGCUGUGUCCUCGCCAUCAAGAUCAAGUGGAAGACUUGAGGUCAGGGCUUCCCUGAAGGAGAAGGCCGUCACCGCAAUCACCGCCGCUGCGCUCACGGCCUCGAUGGUGGUCCCGGACGUGGCGGAAGCCGCGUCUGGAGUCUCUCCGUCGCUCAAGAACUUCUUACUCAGCAUUGCUGCCGGCGGCACUGUACUUAUUGUGAUUAUUGGAGCUGUAAUCGGAGUGUCCAAUUUCGACCCUGUCAAGAGGGGCUGAGAAUAUUGAAAUGUCAUUCACUUUGGUUGGGAAUGUUCCAUCUUCUUUAUGUAUCUGUUUAGUUUUCCUUGUUAUGUUUACCUUCUAUAUCAUCGUGUAAUAUGACUCUUCUUCCCUCUCA
Messenger RNA from Rosa chinensis, 591 nucleotides. RefSeq lists its product as uncharacterized. NCBI's taxonomy places the organism in Eukaryota, Viridiplantae, Streptophyta, Magnoliopsida, Rosales, Rosaceae. The transcript has a single exon. Bases 99 to 470 code for a protein of 123 amino acids. The record is from RefSeq and is a predicted model, not a curated record. Gene Ontology annotation, biological process: photosynthesis. Gene Ontology annotation, cellular component: photosystem II; membrane.